GCAACUUUGGCAGAAUUUGUUGUCGACGUGGGAAGGGAGGGACUCGGACACAAACAAAUGUCCGUAGAUUUAAUAUUGGGCAACAUUAUAGCCAACUGUGACAUGUCAGGAAGAUUUUAUAGACAACUCAAUGACCUGUGAAACAUGUGGCUCAAACCCGAAGAGAUUUUGCUGAAAAAUGCUUUCAAAUUAUGGGUCACCGAGAAGGAUAACGAGUACUUCAUUCUGCAGCGGAGGCGAGGGUAUGGAGAAGGCGGCGGAGGGCUGACAGGGCUCCUUGUGGGGACUUUGGACACGGUGUUGGACUCAACAUCUAAAGUUGCCCCGUAUCGCAUUCUGCAUCACACACCAGACUCCCAGAUCUAUUGGUCCAUAGCAUGUGGGGUGACCAAAGAGGAAAUCGUUCAACACUGGGAAUGGCUACAGCAAAACAUCAUGAGGACACUGUCGGUUUUUGACUCAAGUGAAGACAUCACCAGCUUUGUGCAGGGCAAGAUUAGAGGUCUGAUUGCUGAGGAGGGCAAAUCGUCUCUGGUUCUUGAGGAUGAUCCAGAGAAGUUUCGAGAGGCUCUUUUGAGGUUUGAGAAGUGGUUUGAGUUGCCUCCAGAGGAAAAGUUGGUGACUUAUUACUCAUGCAGCAACUGGAAAGGCAAAGUGCCUUGCCAGGGCUGGCUCUACCUCAGCACCAACUUCCUCUGCUUCUAUUCAUACCUGCUGGGAGCAGAGGUGAAGCUGGUCAUUUCUUGGGAUGAGAUAUGGCGGCUGGAGAAAACUUCAAAUGUAUUUCUGACCGAAAGUAUCCAUGUUUUGGCUCAUGGUGAGGAUCACUACUUCUCAAUGCUGCUGCACCUCAAUGAGACAUUUGUAAUCAUGGAACAACUGGCAGACUACUCCAUUAAGCGUUUGUUUGACAAAGAGGCUUUCCAAAAGGAGCCAAUGCUCCACGACCCCCUGCAGAUUACAAAGAGAGGCCUAGAAGCACAUGCAAAGAGUGAACAGUUUCGGACAUUUUUUAGGCUUCCUAAAGAAGAAAACUUAUUAGAAGUCCAUGAAAGCUUUCUCUGGGUCCCCUUUAGCCAUUUUAACACACUUGGCAAGAUAUGUCUUUCUGAAAACUACCUUUGUUUUGCCAGUCAGGAUGGAAGCCAGUGCCAUGUCAUCAUCCCAAUGCGUGAGGUUGUUAAUGUUGAGAAGUCAGACUCUGGCAGCAGGGCUUUGACUGUGUGUGUGCGCGGGAAGAGGGCAUUGCGCUUCUCUGAGGUGCGCGACUACCAGCGCCUCGCCAACUCCAUACGCAGCAGAUGUGGGAUUAGUGCCAGUCCUCUGCACUCCGCUUCAUCUGAGGCCAUCCGAGGUGAAUGUCAGUCACUCAUCAACCAUUUUGAGGAUAACCCAGAGGAUGUUACCCUGAUGGUGGGGCAGAAAGGCAGCGCCAAGGCCGUAAGCACUGAGGCCCUCAUGACAGUGUUCCACCCACAAGACAUGGAAAACCUUGAUCCCAAAAUGCUUAAAGAGAAGAUGAAGGAACAAUCUUGGAACAUACACUUCUCUGAAUAUGGCCGUGGUACAAGUAUGUUUUUCACAAAGAAGACUCGAGAUCUGAUAGUGCGUGGCGUCCCUGAAGCUCUGAGAGGAGAGCUGUGGAUGCUUUUCUCAGGAGCUGUGAAUGACAUGGCUACUCACCCCGGGUAUUACACUGAGCUGGUGGAGCAGUCUCUGGGCACAAGCACAUUGGCCACAGAUGAGAUUGAGAGAGAUCUGCACCGCUCUCUGCCGGAGCACCCGGCUUUUCAGAGCGACACUGGAAUCUCAGCUCUGCGCAGAGUCCUCACUGCCUAUGCCUACAGGAACCCCAAAAUUGGCUACUGUCAGGCUAUGAACAUUCUCACUUCAGUGCUGCUUCUUUAUGCAAAAGAAGAAGAGGCUUUCUGGCUUUUAGUGGCUGUUUGUGAAAGGAUGCUGCCUGAUUAUUUCAACCGCAGAAUUAUUGGUGCGUUGGUUGACCAAGCAGUGUUUGAAGACCUGAUUCGUGAGAACCUGCCACAGCUGGUUGAGCACAUGACCGACCUGAGCUUCUUCUCGUCCGUGUCCCUGUCCUGGUUCCUCACACUCUUCAUCAGCGUUCUGCCCAUCGAGAGCGCAGUCAAUGUGGUCGACUGCUUCUUCUAUGAUGGCAUCAAAGCGAUCCUGCAGCUCGGGUUGGCUGUGCUCGACUACAACAUGGACGCCCUGAUCAGCUGCCAUGAUGACGCAGAGGCUGUCACUAUUCUCAAUAGAUUCUUUGAUAGUGUGACUAACAAGGACAGUCCAUUGCCCCCAACUGUUCAGCAGGCUUCAUUGGGGACCAAUGACAAGGCAUCUCAUUUUGGUGUGGAUAUCAGCGAAUUGAUCCGGGAAGCCUAUGAGAAAUAUGGACAUCUCCGUUCUGAAGAAGUUGAAAGCUCUAGGAAAAGAAAUAAACUUUAUGUCAUACAGACAUUGGAGGAUACAACCAAGCAGAAUGUUAUUCGGGUGGUAUCGCAGGAGGUCAGAUUUACUGCCUCUCAGCUUGAUGAACUUUAUUAUUUAUUUAAAAGGCAGCACUUCCUGAGCUGUUACUGGACCAUGAACAGUCCAGCCCUGCUCCACCAUGACCCGAGCCUGGCCUAUCUGGAGCAGUAUCAGCUGGGUUUCCAGCAGUUUAGCACACUCUUCUUCCUUCUGGAGCCAUGGGCUUUUUGCCCAGUUAAAAGCACUCUGUCCCUGUGGGUCUUCCGCCUCAUCGACGAGAAUCAAGAUGGCCUCAUUAACUUUAAAGAGUUCUGCUGUGCCCUUGAUACAUUGUACGGUGGAUCCUUCACAAACAAGCUGAAGUUUCUAUUCAAGCUGCAUCUCCCUCCAGCUUACACAGGAAGCCCUUUGCACGCACAGAAACAAAGAAUGCAUCACUUCUCUCUCUCUGAAGACUCUCCUCAUAGGAAUAUACACACUGCUUUUGAACUUCCUGAAGAUGGUGUGAUUAAGAAAAGCCCUGAAAGAGGUCGAGGAAAAGUGGACCUGCAGGCUUAUUUGAAACAAUGGCAAAAUGAAAUACUCAAGAAAGAAGAAACAAUUAAAGAUCUGCCAAGGAUCAACCAGGCUCAAUUCAUCCAGUUCUCCAAGACGCUGUACAAUAUUUUUCACGGCGACCCAGAGGAGGAGUCCUUGUACCGUGCUGUAGCUCACGUAACCAGUCUCCUGUUGAGGAUGGAGGAAGUCGGACGUAAACUACAGGAGCCCACCAGCCCCCCACCCUCCUCCAAAGCUGCCCCUACCUCCACAGAGGCCUCUCCUGCUGACGACAACACCACCUCCCCUGACAGUACAGACACUAGCAGCUCUCAUACUAGCCAGGACACACCAGGCUCUGAGCAGUCUGAAGUGGAGUGGUCCUUUUCAUUUGAGCAGGUCAUAGCGUCACUGUUAAAUGAGCCCGCCAUUGUCAGCUUCUUCGAAAGGCAUGUGGACAUUAACAUAAAACUGGGACAGGCCAAAGCUGCUCAGCUGAAGCUGAAGAUUCAAAAAUGACAGCUGCAUGAAUUUACUUUAUAAUUUCUUGAGGCAGAUUGUUGUCAUUUAAAUAUUUUAAAGGGGCCGUGUAAUAUCCAAAUGUGGGUUGCACUUUGUAAGUGUUGAAUUUGGAUCAGCUGGACUGCAUUGCUGUGGUGAUGUGAGGUUACAUACGUCAUUCAUUGACCAACUGUGCAUUUCCACUGUCAUUGCUGAUAAUUUUGUCUCUUUAUUUUUGCACAACAUUUCGGAUGCAUUUAUAAUCCUGCUGAUAAGUUUCAAUUUCUUCAAGCAGGCUCUAUAUCAAAAUAAGAGUAUAGUUUUGUAUUGUGUAAUAAACAUACAGUUUAUUUGUCUGCAUUUAAACACACAAGAAAAUAAUUCCAUAGGAGUCUCUAA
Periophthalmus magnuspinnatus is the source of this 3927-nucleotide messenger RNA. It is a transcript of the gene tbc1d8b, whose product is annotated as TBC1 domain family member 8B. The transcript has 21 exons. Gene Ontology annotation, molecular function: calcium ion binding. NCBI's taxonomy places the organism in Eukaryota, Metazoa, Chordata, Actinopteri, Gobiiformes, Gobiidae. Bases 145 to 3546 code for a protein of 1133 amino acids. The record is from RefSeq and is a predicted model, not a curated record.